UCAGACAAAAAAUUUGCUUGGCGCCUUCUCUCUCUCUCUUUCCAUUUCUCUCUCAAAUUCCAAGAUUCAGAAACCCUAGACCGCUCUCUGCUCUACAUUCUCAUUUUUCUCUAUGUGGAUUCUACUGGAUAAGCUCCUUGCAUUGUCCACUCAGUCUCUUCUCCUCUGUUGUAGUUGCAGUAGCCGUGGCAGUACGCUCUCAGGAUAAAUUUUCUGGGACUUUCAUGGACGGGGAUCUGUGGGAUUGGCCGUAUGAUCAAGGUUUCUCCUAUUCCGAUGCUGGUGAAAGCAGUUACAGUGUGGAAUCUGGAUGGCAGGCUGACUUUUACUUCGGUUAUGGGAGAGAUGUUAUAGAAGAAAAUGCUAUGAAUGAGAAGUAUUGCGUUCAAGUACUAAAGAUUUUGAUACGGAAGGCAGCUUCUGAAAUCGAUGAUCUUGAAGAAGAUCUAGUUUUGCUUCAAUGUGGCCUCGCAUGGACAGAAAGUAGAAACCAAUUUGAAGCAUGCUGUAAUGCUUUGAGAGAAAAAAUUGACGUCCUUCACAAUUCAAUAAAGAGCUGGAGACGAAGUGAUAAGAUUAAUACAGUCGAUCAGUUACCAUUACAUACACAACCAGCAGAGAAAUUGUUCGAGAUACUGAAGCCUUUUCUUGGAGAGGGCCGAGAACAAGAUGAUGGGCAGGAUCGGCAUGCAACUGUGAGCAGCCAAGGUACUGAUACUUCAAUGCAGUUAGUUGGCCCAUUUAGUGAAACCUCGAGCAUUUCUGGCAUAAAAGUCAAAAGUGAAGAAAUGGAAGUCAAGAGUAUUUUCCCAGCAGUGUAUUCAACACCCAAUGGUUCGGUCCAAAAGCACCAGGAAAAUGAUAUUUGCAAGAAAGAAAUUAAGGCUGAAAUUUCCGUUGAAGGAGUUUCCUCAAAUGUGCUUGUGACCGAAGAAUAUCUGAAGUCUGUUUCAAAAGUAAAAAUUGAGGAAGCGGAGGAACUCCGGAUAAAUAACUCGUGCAAGAGCAGAAAAUUGAAGUCAGCUUUGAAUGUUGGUGGUGAAGGCCGCCUUCUGAAUGCACGAAAGCAGCAUGGAAAAUCUGUUCUUGAAAAUACCAAUCCAGAUGUCCCAAGACAAUCAGAUGGAUUCAGUGGAAACAAAAGGUCGUUUGAUACCAUUUCAAGUUCUCCAGCAUCAUACCCAAAGAGUGGAAACUGCAAUACAGAGGACAAGCUAAUUGAUUUCUUGUUAAGAAAGAAGAAGAACAAGAGUGACGGGGGGUCAAUUCUCCCUGAAUCCAAUGGAAGUGCCCCUUCAUGUUCAUCUUCAAACACGAAAGAAAAGGUGGAUUGCGAUCUACGCUUUUUGGAUACUAAGAAAACGGGUACAUUUGAUUCAUCAAAUCUUCCUACAAUGUUGCUUUCAAAGCUGCAUAAUCAGCAGGGAAACAACGAUUUGGUCAGAACCCAGACCAAGGAGACAAACAAGUUAUUGCUAGACGAUUAUCUAAAUGUUGAGAAUGUUUGUCAUGAGAAGUCAUAUUCAAAUAUGGAUCACAAGCCUAAAGAAUUUACCGAAAAGGGGCGGAGCAAAUCACAUACUCCGAUUUCUAAAGCAAAAAAGCAUCGAAAGCCAGGAGCAGUUGGAGACAAUGCCUGCUUAGAUCUGCCUCUUGAACCUUGUCAGCUCAGGGUUGAAAAGCAGGACUGUGCUCUUGACACUGAGAAAAACUUAGGUCCUUCAUCCCAAAAUAAAGGGACUUCAAAAAUGCUGGUUGGACAAGAGCUCAUAGAUGUAACUUCUGUUAAUGAUAUUUCUAGUUCAGAUCAGAUCAAACCCGACGACAGCGGAACUGGGGAAAACAAACAAAUGAAGUCAUGCGCCGCCGCCACGGAUGAUCGCAUAGCUGAAAUUUUGGCACUUUUACCUUCCUCAGAUCUCAAACUGAAGAGUCUAGCAGAACUGAGGAUUAUUGCAAAGGAACACAACUUGACCAAAUAUCACAAGCUUCGCAAAAGGGUGCUGCUCGACCUGCUUGUUCAAAAGCUUUUGGAAUGACUUACCAAGGUUGGUAUAUUUAUUUUUCUCUUUAAUCAGUCUUAGUUUAUUGGAAAUAUUUUGUCCUAGCUAGGAAAAAUCAUGAAACAAAGAGUACACGGGGUCUUUUGCAGGGGAUCAAAGUGAAGUGAUAGUACAUUGCAUUCAAACUAAAAUGGGUAGGUUAAAAAAUGGAGAUAUUUAGGAUAUCAGAUAGGAAUUUCUAUAUCGUGUAUAGAUGUUUUGGAUUAUGGUGGUAUUUUUAAAUUUCAGCUUUGGUAAAUUGGUUGUAGUUUUUAGGUUGCUGCUGCCAUAUUUAUGUACAGUAACCCUUCAACUUUUGUGGAUUUGAGAAAGUCGAACUGCUCGGAGUUCCAAAGAAGCUUUUUUCUUUUUU
Molecule: messenger RNA, 2415 nt
Organism: Cucurbita moschata (crookneck pumpkin)
Lineage: Eukaryota; Viridiplantae; Streptophyta; Magnoliopsida; Cucurbitales; Cucurbitaceae
Exons: 7
Coding region: 225-2039 (604 amino acids)
Source: RefSeq, a predicted model, not a curated record